Molecule: messenger RNA, 1944 nt
Organism: Anopheles marshallii
Lineage: Eukaryota; Metazoa; Arthropoda; Insecta; Diptera; Culicidae
Exons: 4
Coding region: 1-1944 (647 amino acids)
Biological process (GO): triglyceride biosynthetic process
Cellular component (GO): plasma membrane
Molecular function (GO): long-chain-alcohol O-fatty-acyltransferase activity; diacylglycerol O-acyltransferase activity
Source: RefSeq, a predicted model, not a curated record
AUGGCAGACGAGGCGACCACCUUCUUCGACUGGGCCUCAACCCAGGGUGUUUCCAUUUGGGAAGUCGUCGCACGCAACUUUACCCACCAUGGACGAUUCGGUCCGGUGCAAAUCACGAAUACCGUGCCGCUUUUGCAGCAAGAAGAUCGACUCGAUCUGCUCCUAUCGCCCGCGCAAUUCGGACUACUCUCGGGUGUAGUGUUAUUUCUGUUCCUGCGGCACAAACUAGCGCGAUGGAAGGAGGAGCACAGUCAUGUGAAAAUUACCAACAACGACGACUUACGUCGCGUGGUUUAUACCUUCCUUACCUUUCUCGAGUUCCUAGUGAUAUCGCCGAUUCUGGUCACAAUUCUACUCACGUUCCAAAUGUACCGCUUUGUAAUACAGACAGUAUUGCAACAUCGUCAUGGGAAACAUUUCAAAGGUUUGCUGGACGGUGCAGAUGUGGUUUGGGCAAUAGAGGAUCAAAACUCACGGGGCAUGAUAAACAUUAUGGCGAACGUGGAGGAAUCUUUUACGUCCACCGACAGCUCGAUCAGUGCUGUCAUUUUGCUGACACUGCGCAAACGAAUAUCCUCGCGGCUUAUGCGUAACUAUCAGCCAUAUCCGAAAAUGUUCUGGAAGCGUAACGUCGCGCUCGGCUACUACUUUUGGUCCGAUCAAUCGGAGCUUACCGUUGAGGACUACAUUCGCUACAUGGAUACCAUUCCGCUUGCCGACGGUCAACGCUUCGUUGAGGAACACCAGCUGCGAAGUUUACUGAGCAAAGUUAACAAUCGACACCUACCGGCGGACCAUACCUCGUCGUGGGAAGUGCUGGUUGGCAAGCAACCCUUGUUUGAUGAGGCACGACAGGUGCUUAAAUAUCCCAUCCUGUUUCGCGUUCAUCAUUCGCUAGGUGACGGGGUAGCCCUGAUGCGCCUGCUGUUGGAAGCGAUUGUCGAUAAGGAGGUACCAUCACGCUGGAAGCAUCUGUCUAAGCUGAAGGUCAUGAACAUCAACUACAUCCUGAAACAGCAGAAUGCCGCCAAUCAGCAUCGCCUAACGGUGGGCGAAACAUUCCUCCAGCGUGUUUGGAAAAGCCUUCCCACAUCGGCAGACCUCACAGCACAGAGGGACAAAUUUGUCCGAAUUCUCUGGACAAUUUACACCGCUCCAGCGUUCUUCCACGACGUUUCCCGACGCCAGGCAGAUAACAAUUGCAUACAUGCGGUCACGAUGGCCAACGAAAAGGUCGUAAGUUGGAUACAGGAAGACCACAACAGUGACACCAACUUGGUCGAGAUUAUAAAGCGCACCAAACGGCUUAUCCCCGGCACGAGAUUCUCCGACGUCUUCCUCACUGCACUGUCGUCCAGUUUGGAAACUUAUUUUACUAGCCAAACUAGUAAGCCACCGAAAAACCUUACAGUUGUGCUACCGGCAAGAAUCGAAAAAGAAACGCCUCACUUGAGGCUACAUAACCGUUUUUCGGUAGCACUUCAGACCCUGCCUAUAUGCCCCGGCAUACAGAUGAACGAUUCUAGCAGGCACUACGCACUUACCAAACGCAUUCUAGCGGUUAAAAGUUAUUCUGACGUAUUACGUUCUUCCUCGGACUAUUUGAUUAACUAUUGGAUCAUGUCAAAAAUGACAUGCCUCUUUCCGGAGACCAUACUGAGAAAGAUUCUCAAAAGCGCACACAGCACGCUGGCGAUCUCGAACCUACCGGGACCGCAGCAGUUGCCACGAAUUCAGGGCAAGGAGCUGAAAAACCUCAGCUUUUUUAUUCCAAACCUUGGUACCACCGCCGUUGGAAUUACGCUUCUCACGUACGGUGGCAAACUUCAGCUUGGAAUACUAGCCGAUCGUGCAGUUAUUCGAACGGAAGACGAAGCCCAUAGCAUUCUCAAGGGAACAGUGGAAGAGCUCGAACGAAUGGGUCAAUUACUCGAGGAAGCUUAG